Messenger RNA from Lineus longissimus, 2184 nucleotides. Its product is annotated as solute carrier family 23 member 1-like. Bases 96 to 2030 code for a protein of 644 amino acids. Gene Ontology annotation, molecular function: transmembrane transporter activity. Gene Ontology annotation, cellular component: membrane. The record is from RefSeq and is a predicted model, not a curated record. Lineage: Eukaryota; Metazoa; Nemertea; Pilidiophora; Heteronemertea; Lineidae. The transcript is spliced from 13 exons. Gene Ontology annotation, biological process: transmembrane transport.
UCUAUGAUAAAAAUAUCGAGCAAGGGCACUAUUCAAUCCCAAUCGCGGUUGUUGAAGGUCUUCAGUGGAGCCCCAUAUCGAGCAUUACAUUCAAAAUGAAAGACGAUAUGCCCGACGACCGAGACUCGGCCCAAUAUUCAAUCGAAGACGGUAUCUCAUCCGAUGUCUCACCCACUGGCGAGAAUGAUGUCAACAUCCAAUGCUCCUCAGAUGCGAACCUCACCAAGGCCACAUCGAAUACGCUGCAGUACACCAUCGAAGAAAUACCACCUUGGUAUUUGUGUAUUUUGCUUGGAUUUCAGCACUACCUGACCAUGUUUGGCGCCACCGUCGCCAUACCCCUCAUCCUGGCUAACUGGCUCUGCAUGGGAGAUGACAAUCUCGCCAGGAGCGAGCUCAUUAGCACAAUCUUCUUUGUCUCUGGUAUUGCCACGUUACUCCAAUCAACAUUCGGAUCAAGGUUACCAAUCGUACAAGGAGGAACAUUCUCCUUCUUAGCCCCGACAUACGCCAUUCUCUCCCUGCCCAAGUGGGCAUGUCCUACAGCGGACACGUCCGCGCUUCAAGUUGCCAUGAACAUGACAACAACAAUGGCUACAAGCACAGUCAACAUGACAUUGAACUCAGGGCCGGACAGGGAGGUAUGGCAGGUUCGCAUGAGAGAGAUCCAGGGCGCCAUCAUGGUAGCGUCCAUCUUCCAAAUUGUGAUAGGUUUCAGCGGUAUUAUAGGACUUCUCCUCCAGUUCAUCGGCCCUCUCGCUAUCACUCCCACCAUUGCCCUAGUCGGAUUGUCAUUGUUUGAAGCGGCAUAUGGCUUCGCUUCUUCUCAUUGGUGGAUUUCGAUGCUGACUAUUGCCUUUAUUAUCGUAUUCUCGCAGUAUUUAAAGAAUGUCCACAUCCCGUGUGCUAGCUACUCUAAGGGUAAAGGAUGCGCGAAGAAGGCAACAUAUCCACUUUUUAACAUGUUUCCAGUUAUUCUAAGUAUUGCACUCUCAUGGGUUGUUUGCUACAUCUUCACUGUUACCAAUGUCUUCCCCAACGAUCCAAAGGCCCACGGGUACAAGGCGAGGACGGAUAUACGAACCAGCGUUCUACAGGAGGCAGCAUGGUUCAGGUUCCCCUACCCAGGACAAUGGGGUGUCCCAACUGUAAGUGCGUCCGCUGUCUUUGGCAUGUUGGCGGGGGUGCUGGCAUCCAUGAUAGAAUCGGUAGGAGACUAUUACGCAUGCGCGAGAUUGUCUGGCGCACCGCCACCACCAGUCCAUGCAGUGAACAGAGGUAUUGGUAUGGAAGGAAUAGGCUGUGUGCUUGCUGGAGCUUGGGGUACAGGGAAUGGUACAACGUCGUACAGCGAAAAUAUCGGUGCGAUUGGUAUAACCAAGGUUGGCAGUCGUAUCGUCAUUCAAGUAGGAGGCUUCAUGAUGUUGUUGUUUGGUAUGUUCGGCAAGUUUGGCGCUUUGUUUGUUACCAUCCCCGAACCGGUCACAGGCGGGAUGUUCAUCAUAAUGUUCGGUAUGAUAACGGCAGUAGGAAUCUCUAAUCUGCAGUUUGUCGACAUGAACUCCUCAAGGAACCUUUUCAUCCUUGGCUUCUCCUUUUUCUUUGGUCUAACACUACCACAGUGGAUGAACAAAAACCCUGCAGCCAUACAAACUGGUGUGGAGGCUUUAGAUCAAAUCUUUACCGUGCUCUUAAGCACAAGUAUGUUCGUCGGUGGGUUUUGUGGCUUCGUCCUCGACAAUACCGUACCUGGAACGCGGGAAGAGCGGGGCUUGAUAGGAUGGGAGGAGAUCCUCAAGGACAGUGACGGGAAGGCCAUGAACACUGCUUCAAUCGAGUGCUACGACCUACCAUGGUGCAUGAAGCAUCUCAGCAAAGUCAAGUGCUUCAAAUACAUUCCGUUCUGCCCCUCGUUUGACUUUGAUUGCCGUGGCGCCUGUUGUAGGAAACGCCGAGGAGAUAGUAAUGAGGAUACAAUGAAAACGGUCCACGAGAACCUUUCGUUUAAAUCCCAGGAAACGGCGUUAUAGUCUUCUGUGGCCGCGAUUUAAGGGAAUUAAGGCACAAGAUAAUGUAUGAUAUGGACCCUCCCCCGAGGAAUAUAAGAAUUGCAAUGUAGUGCCCCAUUUUAUCAACUUAAAGGUUUUGUAUCAAAUUUUAUAUUGUAUCAGGAUAUUGUUUUUA